Molecule: messenger RNA, 10772 nt
Organism: Lepisosteus oculatus (spotted gar)
Lineage: Eukaryota; Metazoa; Chordata; Actinopteri; Semionotiformes; Lepisosteidae
Product: matrix-remodeling-associated protein 5
Molecular function (GO): protein binding
Source: RefSeq, a predicted model, not a curated record
AGUCACCUGUGCAGUUGAUUUCUUGUGCUCGAAAAUAAUAGCCCAGUCAAGAGAGCUCAGCAGAAAAGACCAAGAGGAACGGGGGGGGUAGCAGGGUAAAUGUCUUGAAAGAGGGGAGGGGGAGAGGAGUCCCAGUGGGUUCGGGGAGAGAGAGAGACUCACAGGGAGAGGCAGCACCUGAGAGGGAGUGAGCACCUCCCGACUCCAGAGGUUCUGACGAGACGAGGAGAGACAGGGCAGAGCGCACAGAGAGGAAGGCAGUUGAGCUCGGCUCCGCGCAGCGCUGGCGGCUGGGGAGAGAGGAACUUAAGCACUAAUCCAGGUGUGGAGCACAGGAGCUGCUGCCAGAGUACAGCUCUUUCUGCGCUUCCUGCUCCAGGACUCGUCCUGAGGAGGAACAACCUUCUCCCUGUCUGGUCUGCUCUGCUCUGGGUCCCCUUUCUGAAGUGAAGGUUUAAUUGUCACUGGUUGUACUGGGCAGUUAUUCCACCACCUGUGGAAGGAUCCGAGUUUCCCUCUUUACCAGCAGGAGACACGAUGGAGUGAGGAAGAGCCAUGUCUCCCCUGGGAACCCACCCCCUCCAUGCCGGAGCUGCCCUGGGCCUGCUGCUGGCGCUGCCCCUCGUCCUGCGGGCCUGCCCCCAGCCCUGCAGCUGUCCAGGGCCCAGGGAGGUGCACUGCACCUUCCGCCAUCUGGCCUCCCCGCCGGCCGGCCUCCCGCGCGACUCCGAGCGCGUCAACCUGGGCUACAACAAUAUCCAGGGUGUGGGCGUCUUGGAGUUCACAGCCCUUAGUCGCCUGGAGUUGCUGAUGCUUCAUGGAAACAGCAUUGACUCUGUGUCUCCAGGGGCCUUCAGUGAUCUCCAUUCCCUGCAGAUCCUGAAGCUGAGCUACAAUAAACUGAAAAGGCUCAGCCCUGGCAUGUUCCAAGGGCUCUCCGGCCUCGUCCGCCUCUACCUGGACCACAACACCAUCGCGUUUGUCGAGCCUUUCAGCUUCAGUGGUCUGACAGCACUCAAGCUGCUGCAGCUGGAGGGGAACCAGCUCAGGGACGUUCACCCUCACACUUUCAUGACCCUCUCCUUCCUGGGGAGUUUCUGGAGUUCCAGCCUCCGUCACCUUUACCUCGCAGACAACAGCCUUGAGUCCCUCCUGCCUGGGACUCUGCAGCACCUGGACAAACUGGAGGUGCUCUAUCUCCAUGGCAACCCCUGGACAUGUGACUGCCAGAUGCGCUGGCUCUUAGAGUGGAACAAGAAGAGAGAAGGGGUGAUUAAAUGCAAGAAAGAACGGGACUCUGGAGGCAGCGAACUCUGCUCUCUCUGCUCCACACCUCAGCACCUGAACAGCUCACAAGUCUUCCUGCUUUCUCCUGAAGAGCUCUUAUGUGACAGACCAGCACUCCAGUCACCAAUGAAGCUAAAGGAAAGUUUCAGCUGGGAGGACCCAGAGCCUGAGUCCCCUGUGGUCCAGGACUUUGACCCAGCCCUUGGACAGCUCACUUUCAUGCUGUCAGACAACCAGGAGAAUGUGGCGCAUGUUGGCUGUGUUGUGAAACAUCCAGGCGAAGGCACAUCUCUUGUCUGGGAGAAUCUGAGUGUGCCAGGGCAGGUGGCGGUCAAUGUGACUCUGAUAACUUUAUUGGAAUGCGAGAUUGAAAAGGAUGAGCUCCAGAAACUCUGGAGACUUAUCGCCUAUUACUACGAGAGCCCAGCAAUCCUGGAGAGAGGCCUUGAGCAAAAGAACACUUCCAGAACAGCUUUUCAAUACUCUCAAGUUUCUAAUGAGGAUUCACCAUACUUCACAGAACUCAAGGGACAUUUGCUUGCUGAGCCAGAAUGGCUGCUACAGCCCAGGGUAACUCUGCAACUAAACAGACACAAGACUACUACCAAGAAACUUGUACUCAACUACUCCACCUUCAUCUCCGACCACAUUACUAGCUGGGGGCCGCACAGGACCUGGGUGCUGAUACACAGGGGGCACGUGGAUAGGGUGCAGACAGUUUUGGAGGGAUCCAAAGCCACUCUGGUGUGUAAAGCAGAGAGUUCUGGAGAAGCCACCUUCGAGUGGAUGCUGCCAGAUUUAUCAACAGCAAACAGUUCUCAUACUAGGCUGGUGGCCUCAGAUAAAGGCAAACUAAUUAUAAGCCCCACGGUAGUUUCUGACUCUGGGCUUUACCACUGCCUUGUACGGACUGAGGAUGAAGUGGAUUUGGUGUCCUUCAGGCUAAUAGUGAGGGAGCAGCUGCUCAGUCCAGAUAGUCUAAAUGGGCAGCAGGUGUCAGUGCACAGUGGACACUCACUCACACUUCCUUGCUCUGUCUCUUCCGUCCCUCCCAGCAGAGUCGCCUGGUACCUGCCCACAAGUCACAUCCUGCUCCCUUCUCCUCCAAGCGGGAGGGUUUACAUGUCCACCAACGGCAGCCUGGUUAUAACAAAGGCAUCACAAGAGGAUGCUGGAGAAUACAGCUGUUUGGCCGGCAACCUCUAUGGAGCAGACAUGCUUUCACAUCUUGUUUUAGUCAAAGAGAAAGUGGAUUUAGUUCCACCUAGACUUGGAGGUACUGGAAAAGAGUCAACAGGUGGCAUUUCUUACAAGAGGUACCAGGCAACACAGGUAGAGGAAGAGGAAGGAUCAGGUGGUCUAGAGGUUGAGAUUAGUGGGCCAGAUCCUAUUAGGGUACAGGACAAGACCCGUUUACAGCAUGCAAGCUCUAGGGGAAAUUCCAACCGAAACAGCAAGGCAAAGAAGGUGUGGGAGGGUAAGAGGAGAAAUAACUUGUCUGUGAAGGAACUGGAUCCAAAACGCUGGGCUCAGAUACUUGCUAAAGCUCAUAGGAAAGUCCCUGACACUACAACAACAACCACUCCUGAAGGAGAUGAUGGUUCAUGGCUUUUAGCAACUUCUGUACCAUCAGUGAAUACAGAAAAGACAUUAGAAUCUGCAAAAAACAAACUGGAACUCUUGCAAACAACACCAACACAACCAAUACAGCCAACACAGGAUUCUCCUAUACAUGUUUAUGUUGAGAGAGAAAAAUCAAGUAUUCCUAUUAGACUUUUGGUACUAUCUGAAUCCAUUACAAAAAAUCCAGAUAAAAACCCCUUUGCAAAACCUAAUCCUCAAGAGGUGGCACAGCCUACCAAACCAAAGCCGAGAGUCCAGGCAGUUGAGAAGACCACAGCCGAUGAAACACAUGGGCGAACACCCCUUUACAGACGCAGGAGACCACAGCAUAGAAUUCGCCCGAAUGGUUCAUCCCAAAAUCCUUCUUUCCCUUCCUUUACAAGACUAAACUUUAGACCAGGCAACACGGACUAUACUCCAGCAAAUCAAAAGGGAGACUACACUACUACUUCAAGAUAUAGUAACUCAACUCAAAGCACAGACAAAAAUGAAAAUUCAACUGAUUCAAACCCAUCGGUACAUUACAAUAUUAACAAGGACUACACUAUGGUUACAACCACCCAGCCACUACCUGUAACCAUGAAGACCAUGCCAUCCUCUGUAGAGUACAAGAAAUAUCUCUCUGCUGCAGAACACAGUGGAUCACCUUAUAAUAUGACACCAGCUUUCACAAGAAGUCCAGCAAUGUCUACAUCUACAGAACAGAUAAGUAGCUCCACAAUCAUUUUAGGUCACAAAUUUACAAGUAUCCAACCUAAUAUACAAAAUACACCUUGGACUUCCGAGAAUCGAAAUUUACAGAGAUUAAUGUUUGAAACAGCUGAAAGAACUGUUCCACAGUCAACCACAAGUGAGAGUGUACAUUCCCUGACUACCAUGCAGUGGAGGGCUACAGUCCCACCAAGUUUUAUAUUGCUGCAGACUAUACCUACUACACAUACUGACAGUCUUUUCAGUAAACCAAAGAUCAACCACAUCCUGUCCCAGAGUCCUUCAUCCCCCUUGGUCUCUACAGUCUCUACAGAAGCAACACAUUUGGUCAAACCCAGCCUUUCAAAGUGGAAUGCAUUUUUUCCAAUAACCCAGUCACCGUUAAUCACCCCUGAAAAGGCACUGAUGCAAACCGUAGGCUCAAAUUCCAGGAGUCCAAGUGGGCCAUAUGAGAAGGGUGACAAUAGAGGACUAUUCUUCAACCAGCCAGCUAACACGCACAAAGACUUGUCACAGACGAUCAGAAGGAAAGGGAAUUCCUUCAGAGGACAAACUGAGAGCCUUUCAAAGGUCAAAGACAAGACCCCCUGGCUGCUUCAGCCACACAGUCAGAAAAGGUUUCAAGCACCACCUACACACUGGCCUUCCACCACCACCUUCUCUGGGCCAGUCCGUAACCUGGCACCAGGAAAGCCUCCAGUUCAUGGCCCAUGGCAAUACUAUCCCUUCCCUAACCGGGCCUGGCCCUUCCAUUACCCCUGGGGCAGAGGUUUUGUGGUUACCAACCGUCCUGAAAUCACAGCACUGACUGCCAAGCCUACACUUUCUGUCUCUCUAACAUCCUCCCCACUGCAGAACACAUCCACUAACCCAGCCUUCAAGCUACAAGUCACCAACUCGGGCACCAGAAGCAGGGACUUUCUGCUGCUGUCCAAGCUGCGGGACAGGUAUAGGCACCCAUACCUUGACCCCAGCUUUCUUUCACAACUGAGGCGAAGUGCCACCAAGCCUCCGAAGGUCACAGCUCUCACCUCGCGGCCUCAUCAGGCUCCCACCUCAUCAAAAAGCCACAGCCCCAUCACGCCAGCUUCCCCAUCCCUGCUGUCACCCACUAACAAGCCUUCCUCCACUGCAAGCGUUCUAUUUGGCAGCCGGUGGCAUUAUAACCAUGGGGCUCCUAGGAAAUUAAGCACAGCCCUGCCGUUUCCCAACCUGAUGGGCAGCGGGGUGAAGCCAAGAAUCGCGUCUGUGAACUUAGUCAGCUUAUCUGUCCUGGCGGAGGAAGAUGUGUUCUUGCCCUGCGAGUCCUCAGGCGACCCCAAACCCUCAGUGUCCUGGACCAAAGUCUCCACAGGUGCUACUAUUCAAGCCAACACAAGGCAUGGCCAGAGGUUUGAAGUUUUAGAGAAUGGCACAUUUGUAAUUAAGAAUGUUCAGCUGCAGGACAGAGGCCAGUAUCUCUGCACAGCACAGAACGCAUUUGGGUCAGACAGGGUGGUUGUUACCCUUGCAGUAUUGACCCAACCGCCAAGAAUUCUGCCUCCGAAAUCUGCAGAGGUUUCUGUGUAUGUGGGACGUUCUGCAAACCUGGACUGCAUGGCAGCGGGGAAGCCUCAGGCCCAGAUCUCCUGGAUUCUGCCAGACAGGACGUUUGUGCGGAAUGUGGGCCUCGUUGACAUUAGAGUCACGCUGCUCCUCAAUGGCACAUUAAGGAUCCAGGCGGCCAACUUCUCCAGUAAAGGAGACUAUAAGUGCAUCGCCAGCAAUGCAGCUGGUGCAGACACAGUAACCUACCACCUCCAUGUCGUGGCAUUACCACCCUCUAUCUACGAGGGGGCCUCCGAAAAUGUUGUUCUCCCCAUAGGGCGCAGUGUGUAUGUCCACUGCACAGCCAGGGGGGAACCCCAGCCCAGCCUCAAGUGGACAACGCCAGGGGGCAUGCAGAUUAAGCCCUCACAGUUCCUGGGAGGCAGGCUCUUUGUCUUCCCCAAUGGGACACUGUACGUGAAGAACGUUUCGCCGGCUGAGGCCGGGAAGUACGAGUGCUCGGCCGCCAACACUGUGGGGACCACCAGCAGAGUGGUGCAACUGGUUGUCAAGGAGGCCGGCAGCCUCAGGCAUGCCCCUUCCCAGCAGCACAAAGUGGCAGCCACCUACGGCUCCACAGUGUACCUGCACUGCCCAGAGUCUGCCAGCACACAGCCUGGGGCCCUCUGGAGACUCCCUGCCAAGACCCUGGUGGACCACCGCCACAGCCCCCUCAGACAUGUUUCCGCAUUCCCUAAUGGGACGCUCCGGAUCCAGCUGCUGACCGAACAGGACGGCGGAGAUUACCUCUGCAUGUACCGGAGACCCAAUGGGGACGACCUCGAGCUCUUCCAGCUGGAGGUCCUUAUGAAGCCACCGAAGAUCAAGCACAGGGGCACUGUCCACAAGAAAGUCGGCUAUGGGGAAAACUUCCGAGUGGACUGUGUCGCGUCGGGGCUUCCAGAUCCCGAGGUCACAUGGAGCCUGCCGGAUGGCACCGUGAUCAGCAAUGCUCUCCAGUCCGAUGACAGCGGGGCCCGAUCUCGUCGCUAUGUCAUAUUUGGCAACGGGACCCUCCUGCUCCAGCAGAUGGAGAUGAGGGACGAGGGGGAUUACACAUGCUAUGCAGAGAAUAGGCUGGGGAAGGACGAGAUGAAGGUAAGAGUCAGGGUGGUCCCAGAGUCUCCCAGGAUCCUAUCCAAGGAGCAGGUUUCCCUCUGGGGCAAGCCUGGUGAGCCUGUGCACAUGAAGUGCGAAGCCACUGGGGAACCUUCCCCCGCAAUCAUAUGGCUGUCCCCACGCAAUGAAAUCAUUACAGCUUCUUCAGGCAGGUACCAGAUCCUGGGAGACGGUACCCUGGUAAUCAGGAAGGUGGGCAUGGGGGACCGGGGGACAUACGCUUGCGUGGCCAGGAACACUGCUGGGGAUGACAUAAAAAAUGUGAAGUUGGAGGUCGAGGGCGAAGAACCCCAGAUUAACGGACGGAAGGGGAGCACUAAUUUAAGGGUGUCAGCAGUGUCUUACCAGACGAAGAUGCUGGACUGCAAGGCAGAUGGCAUGCCAGAGCCCCUGGUCAGCUGGACAACGUCCUAUGGCAUCACACUGCCUACACCUUACCUGGGUGGCAGGUUUCAAGUCCACAGAAAUGGAAGCCUAGAGCUGCGAGGCCUUAGGAGAUCUGAUUCUGGUCAGUUUGUCUGUCUGGCACGCAGCGACUUAGGAGAGGCAAGGCUGGAGGUAGAGCUCGAUGUGGCACCUACUGCAGAAAGGCCCAGCUUCCCUGGGCCUCACACCGAAGCGGUAAUCCUCAAACCAGACGGCAGCGACGUUACCAUGGAAUGUCCUGCGCAAGGCAGACCAGCCCCAGAGCUCACAUGGGCGCUGCCCAACAGCACCAUUCUGGCUCCUGGCACAAGACUCUCACGCUUCCUCCACUAUCCAGGCAACGGGACUCUACGCAUAGUGCAUCCGGCCCCUACUGAUUCAGGGGUUUAUCGCUGCUUAGCAAGAAACAUGGCUGGACAGUCUGAGAAGAGGUAUGUUUUAGAACUGGGAAGAAAGCCCCAGAUCCGAGGAAUAUCAGGAGUGUUCAAGAUUUCAUUUGGACAGAGUAUGAAUCUCCGCUGUCCUGUUGAUGGCUGGCCCCAGCCAACCAUUUCCUGGACUCUGCCCAAUGGUGUGGUUCUGGACAAGCCUCAGGUCAAUGGAAGGAUGACAUAUUUAAUAAACAGUACACUUCAUCUUCGAGACACGGCAACAUUUGACAGAGGCACCUAUGUCUGCAAAGCCACAAAUGCAUUUGGCUCUGCAGCUUUGUCAAUCCCUGUUGUGGUGAUGGUGUAUCCCCCACAUAUAACCAGUUCACCACCAUCCAUCACAAGAGUUAACAGAGGAUCCCCAGUCAAGCUCAGCUGUGUAGCUGCUGGGAUACCCAAACCAGACAUCUCCUGGACUCUGCCAGGGCGCACUACCCUUGUUCCUAGCAGCAGGUUCAGCUUGCAAGGUGGCAUUCACAUGACAGCUGAAGGCAGCCUUAUAAUACAAAACCCAAUGUUAAUGAACUCAGGGAUUUACAAAUGCAAUGCAAGAAAUGCUCUGGGGAUGGAUUUUAAACCAACAUACCUUCAGGUGCUAUGAAUAGUUGCAAAGAAGUACCACAAAGAUGCCCAACUAUCUCAACUCAACUGACACAAUCCUUUUUUUUCUCAGGCUGAAACUUUAUCCCCCUACAAGUGCAAAAAUAUAAAACCCCCUAUAUAAUACAUGAAGCCUGUCAUCAAGUCUCGGGUCUGGGCAACACAAGUAGCUAACAGAAUUCAUGCAACGAACAUUCUGUGAACCUUUUAUUUCCUGAAAGCUAUAUUGGUGUAUGGUGCCAAGAUGCACUGGGGGAAAACACAAUAUUGCAAUUUAAAAAAUGACUAUAUCCAUACCUCUAUGGCUUCUAAAUGACGAACUGGUUUAAUGAACAGGUUCAUUUGUCUGUCUGCCCAUUAUCAGAAAACUGUUUAUUUCUGAAAAAGAUCAGAGUGCUUUGUGAAUGACUGUGGCAGUACAGGGCACUACACAGGACUACAUUGUGCACUGGGCCACCAUUCCAGACCCACACAAGGCCAAGUGAGAGAUACUGACAAGCCCAACCAGCAUCUCUUUGGGUUGUAGAGGUAAAGAAGAGCAUGCAAACUCUAAACAGAUGGUGCUCCAGCCAAGAAACAAACCCAGGGGCCUCAAGCUGUGAGGCAGCAGUGAUGUUAUGUGCUUGUACCACCCUUAACAGAUGCAAUGUUUAUUUAUAUAAAUACUGGUAUGUACAUAUUAAAAUACAUUGUAUGCUUUGUACUAUUUGAAAACAGUAUUUAUGUUGGAUGUUUAUAACAAGCUAUUCUUUCUAAAAAUAUUUUUAAAAAUCUCAACCUAUCUCAGAGGAAUUGGAUUUAACAGUGCAGUUUUCUUCAGUGCUACACACCCCUGCUAUUUGAAAAUGAAUACUAAACCAUCCUGGAUAACGUACCACUUUUUUCACCUGGAGAAUUUAGUAGAAUUUCAGAGCCAUCCUAAAAACUUCAAAAGACUUGGCAAAUGGUAAUUUAAUACCAAUUAUUUCCAUAAUUGACUGAAUUAAGUAAGGGCUCAGGUGGAAUGAGAAUCCAAGGAUUUCAUCCAGCCAUGACGAGGAGGAGUAGUGCUGAAGAAGGCUGUGUGUAGACGAGGCUUUCCUUUGUGCAAGUCUGCUGCACAACAUCAAAGCCACCUUCUGGCUGCAGUCAAGAGAUUUCAACAGGGUGCAUUCCGUGCUGCUGAUGUGUGUGGCACUCUGGAGAGCAGUGGUCUCAAAGACCGUUCCCGGCACACCUCGUUUCCUGCAGAUUUUGUUCCAGUCAACAAUUAACGUUUUUUUUUCCUACCCUUGACUACUAAAACGUUUUCGUUAGAGUCAGUUAACAAAGAAAAAAUCUCAAAGAAGUAUCAUGAUAAUGCUGUUACCAAAAAUACUGAGGUAUGAGAGCUCGGGUGGAACAGCCACCAUAAGACCAAACGCAAAGGGAACCGAGAACCCUGCUGUGUCAAAACACCUUUCAUUUCUUACUGUUAUUCUCUUUGAGACUUUAGCUGUCCUGGAUUUAUUCUAUACCACUCCCUGCACUGUCAAUGGAUAACUUGAUAUGAAGACUGUAGGUCUUUACCAACCAGAACUUCAAUUUUCUUACACAGCUUUGUUCUUUUCAUUGGCUGAAUGCGGGGUCACGCUGAUCUUGUGCACAUUUCCCUAGCUCUUACCUGUUUAUUGAAAUAGAAAACCUUUAUUAUUUUCAGAAAACAAAGAAACAAAGAUGAGAUAAUAAGUAUCCUAUUUUCAAAUAAAAGAUAUUCUUAUAAAGAAUUACUGCUGGGAUUUAAAGGCAUACCACUGAAGGGUGAUACAUCAGAACCCGGGAAACCCCAUGACAGCCAAAUCAAAAGCACAGAUAACUAAUACAGAAAAAACGCCCAAAGGUUAAAAGCUAUAAAGUAUCAGCUAAGCAUUUAGCUUUUCCAGGAGGCUUUAUCCUGCCGACUAACCUACACGGGCACAGCAGCCCCUGUAUCUGGAUCUGGAAGGUAAUCUGAAACCCAUGGAGGAAGCAAGAUCAGUAUUAUUUCAAUAAGCCCUCAAAACCCCAACAUGUGACUUUUGUACACAGGGAAAACUCCUGCAAGUAAAGAAAACUAAAUGUAAGCAAAGUGCUCCAGUAAAAGGCAGGUUGCCAUGAACUGGAAGAUUGCUGUACAGGCAUCCUUAUUUAACUUGUCUGUACCCGAUUUGUUUUCCUUUUUAAGAUUUUUAAUUAUACCACCUAGAUUAAUAACUGACAGGUGAGUUUAAAGGUGGAGUGCUCAUUGCAGAGGCUUUGUUUGUCAAAGCGACUAGAUACUAGAACAGUUUUAAAUUAUAAUUCAGUUAAAGGCUGAAAACAGCUAACAUCAAAACACUGAAAAUCCACUUUAUGUGGCAUCAUCAUACACACAAAAAUUAAACUUAAUUAGUGCUCAAUCAAUCAUACAGAAUGGUCUUUUAGCUUCACAGAACGUCUUCAAACUUCCACCUGAAUCAACAGCCUCAAAGCGACCAGUGAGUCAGUGGUAUUUGGGAUACUUGGAAAGCAAGAUGAAAAACAGUCUUCUUGUUCUUAUUUUAUCCUAAAUUUGGCUUUAUAGAUCCAAUUCUGUACCCAGAGGAGGUUGGAAAUGUUGCUUGGGAGUAACUAAAAAUCUCAAUCGUAUGUUUUAUCCAAAUUAUAAAAAGUGAGUUUAUGCUAUCAAUACCAAUGUGUGUUGUACCAUUUGAGAAAGAAACUGAAAAGGAUUUUUAUCACAGUUGUGUUAAGCCUAACCUUAAUUCACAGAUCGUAUUCCCACAUUUUGUGAAAAAGAAAAAGAAGCUCAGGUUCACCACCCCAGUCUCUUCUCAGCAUGCGCUUUCUAACCUGGGGCCAGUGUAAAUAUCCACCUCUUUCUUUCAAUUCAUGAUUUACCACUUCCCCCAGAAAAAUAAUACCAGGUUAUAAAGUCCUUAUUAUAAAACAGGAAAACCCUGCAGGUCUUUAAUCCAUUAGGUCUGUAACAAAUGCCUAUAUGUUGACUGU